This is a messenger RNA of Pteronotus mesoamericanus, 3156 nucleotides long. It is a transcript of the gene TIPRL, whose product is annotated as TOR signaling pathway regulator. Bases 144 to 962 code for a protein of 272 amino acids. Gene Ontology annotation, biological process: TOR signaling. Lineage: Eukaryota; Metazoa; Chordata; Mammalia; Chiroptera; Mormoopidae. The record is from RefSeq and is a predicted model, not a curated record. Gene Ontology annotation, cellular component: cytosol. The transcript is spliced from 7 exons.
UGGGCGGCAGGGGCGGGGCGGGGCAUGGUAACGGCCCCGCAGCCGACCGGGCUGGGCCGCAGCGAGGCGGGGGAACCGGUGUCCGCUGCCGCCGCCGCCGCUCCAGCCCGUCCCGCGCGGCCCACGCGGGCCCCGCCUCGGCCAUGAUGAUCCACGGCUUCCAGAGCAGCCACCGGGACUUCUCCUUCGGGCCCUGGAAGCUGACGGCCGUCAGGACCCACAUCAUGAAGUCGGCGGACGUGGAGAAGUUAGCAGAUGAACUGCAUAUGCCAUCCCUCCCCGAGAUGAUGUUUGGAGACAACGUUUUAAGAAUCCAGCACUGUUCUGGCUUUGGGAUCGAGUUCAACGCUACAGACGCGUUAAGAUGCGUAAACAACUACCAAGGGGUGCUCAAAGUAGCCUGCGCGGAAGAGUGGCAGGAGAGCAGGACGGAGGGCGAACACUCCAAGGAGGUUAUUAAACCGUAUGAUUGGACCUAUACAACAGACUAUAAGGGAACGCUACUUGGAGAAUCACUCAAGUUAAAGGUCGUGCCCACCGCGGACCACAUAGACACUGAGAAGCUGAAAGCCCGAGAGCAGAUUAAGUUUUUUGAAGAAGUUCUCCUGUUUGAGGAUGAACUGCACGAUCAUGGAGUUUCCAGUCUGAGUGUGAAAAUUAGAGUAAUGCCUUCCAGCUUUUUUCUGCUGUUGCGGUUUUUUUUGAGAAUCGAUGGCGUGCUCAUCAGGAUGAACGACACGAGGCUUUACCACGAGGCCGACAAGACCUACAUGUUACGAGAAUAUACGUCACGAGAAAGCAAAGUUGCUAAUUUAACGCAUGUUCCGCCCUCCUUCUUCACCGAGCCCAAUGAAGUAGCGCAGUACCUACCGAUCAAGGAGGCCGUUUGUGAGAAGCUAAUAUUUCCGGAAAGGAUUGAUCAUAACCCUGCAGACUCGCAAGAAAAGGCGCCUGUGGAAUAGAAUGUGACGUACCACAUGCUCACCGUGGAAUCUGAUGGAGACCUUGGCUUUGUGGACAGGGGUAUUUUUCUUAGGAGAAUUAAUUGCCUUGUCUGUGUGCAGAUUUUCAGUAGCCUUAAAGGAAAAAAUAAAAGAUUGUUGCAGGCAGGUUCCACUCAGUUGCUGUUUGUACCGCCUAUUGUCAAAUUCAUCUUCCAGAUUUAUGUUUCCUGGAAUUCAGUUCGGAUUUCUGAGUUGUCAGGAGGUGGGACGUCACUAGCAGUGAUGUGUGUGCGUCUCAGGAGCAGUGGGCACACUCUGUGUCCUUUGUGGAACCCUGGCCCCUCCCGCGCGAAGGCCCGGUGAAACCCCCGGGCCGCAGCCGCUGUGACCGGCGGGCCUGCCGAGCGUGCUGUCGCCGCACGGUGCUCAGCCUGGGCGUGGGGGCGUCGCGCUUCCGGAGAGUCGCGACUCGCCCCCCAGGGACUCGACCUCGUGCUUAAUAACCUUCACCCACAAAUUAAAGAGAGACGCAUUUCCCCCUCGAUUUAAAUCGGCUCUUGAAGCUUAAAGAAAGUUUCAGACAUAGAACCAAUUCACCUAGCUUUUGGAGAGGGUAGGCUGCCGUGCCCUGGAAGCACGGGAACGUGGCCGGGCCCUGGUGCCCCGCGCGCAGAGCGGCCGCCUUCUGCCCCGGGUGCUGCUGCGGACGCGCUUCCCACGUCCCGCCCGGCUUUGCUUCCUUCUCCCGUGCAGCCGCAGAGCGAGUGAAGCCACGGAGUGCUGAAGUUGGUGUUGGUCCUAAAAUAUUUGAAAGGUUCAUAUGGAUUGUUUUUAGCACAUGUUACAUCAACCCCUAAAUAACUGCAUCAAUUUUCUGCUUAACAUAUUUGAGAGGUAGCUGUGGAGGAUGUGCAGGAGGCCUUCAAUAUAAAAGCCAGUUUUUUUCUUAUUUUGAGAUUCAUGUCGUUGACAUCACAGGGACUCCAGUAAGAUGCCAUUAAUGCGAGACCUGGGGAGUAUAGACGUGAAUUCAAAGUCCUCUUGGUUCUUCUGGCGAUGGCCUGCUUAACAUUUUAUGUUCUCUGCCUUCCUAAAUGAUCUUCAUAAAGUGAGAAUGGUUAUAAAGCACCAAGUAAGGAAUUACUUGAAAUUGAUUUUUAAAACUAAUAUCAUCCCCUUUUUCUUGGUUCGAAAUAACUAUUGUACAUAUUCCCUUUUGAUGGAUAAAUCAUUAAAUAAGAAUAUUUAAAAAGAAGUGUUAGCAUAGCAAAGCUCUUCAGGUGUUACCCUGAUGAUAAGUUUUAGUGAAACAAUAUAACUGAAGAGUCAUUUAUUGCUCAAACUCUGGUGCGCUGUUGUGUAUAUUGUUGUUUAGCUAAUUGUAUUAGCUAAAUUUGGUCACAGGUGGUUUAGGUAUUUGUUUGUUGUCUGUUGCAUCACCUGUAAGGUGUAGGAAAUCAGAAUUUUGUUGACUUUACAAAAACACAUGGCAUGUUCACUGUAUUAAAUAUACCUGUACUUAAUGAUUUCUCUUAGGACAGGAAAAUAUACAUAUUGUACUCAGCUUUUUGUUUGGUUUUAUUUGCCAUGCAGAUUUGAGCAGAACGGACAUUUUAUUCAUACAAAUUAUAAGAAAUGAAAAACUUGUAAGAAUAUUCAUUAGUUGAAGUUUCUGGGCAUCAUCUAUAAAUACUUUUAAACUUGAUUCAGCUGCUUAGUCCUUGAGUCAGGUUUAUUUUGCUCCAUUGUUAAAAAUUGUAGGGAAUUAAAAGAAUUGACUUUUUUUCUUUUUAUAGAAGGUGGGUGGUGCCUAGGAGAAUGCACAUCUGAAAAUGUCAUGAGUUUAUUCCUGCAGAAAAUACCAAGAAAACCUGUAUUUGCCCAUUGCUAAAUAAGACACAUACCGUUUUAUAUUUAUUUGUCCCAAGUGUCUUUUUGUAAGAGAAGAAUAAACAAUAAAGAAUUAUUAAUGUUUUGCUAUUUCAUUUACUUCAGUUUUUCUUGAAGCUUAAUUUAAAAAAUGGUUUGGACCCUGGCUGUUGUGGCUCAGUGGAUUGAGUGCCCGCCUACGAAGCAAGGGGUCACAGGUUCGAUUCCCAGUCAGGGCACACGCCUGGGCUGUGGGCCAGAUCCCCAGUAGGGGGUGUGCGAGAGGCAACCACACAUUGAUGUUUCUCUCCCUCUCUUUCUCCCUCCCUUCCGCUCUCUAAAA